CAUGAAACUGGAGGAGACAUUCACGAUGGAGAGUGGAUAGACAGAAUUGACGUUUCUGUUGAGUUGGAAACACGUCUAAAAUGCUGCCUUGGAAGAAGAAUAAGUUUGACCUGAUAGAGGAAGACAAGCAGUCCAAGCAAAAGGGCUAUGCGGUGAGUCUCAACUACUCUGCGCUUACCUCUUUUGCCAAGUCGUGCCCUGAGAGCGCGUUCAACAGGGUGGGAAGCAUGUUUAAGUCGAAAAGGAAAAAGGUGAAGAUCACCAGCGAGGACCCAACAUACACUGUGCUUUACCUGGGAAACGCCACUACCAUUCAGUCCAAAGGAGACGGCUGCACGGACGUGGCCGUGAGCAAAAUCUGGGCCAAGAGUGAGAUGGGAAAGAACGGCACCAAAAUGAGACUGACCAUAAGCUCGCAGGGCAUCCGCAUGGUACAUGUGGACGAUAAGGCUCGCAGACCAGGACACUUGUACUUACUACACCGGAUUACGUACUGCGUGGCGGACCCCAGACUGCCUAAGAUAUUUGCAUGGAUUUAUAGACACGAGAUGAAGCACAAGGCAGUGAUGCUGCGCUGCCACGCGGUGCUUGUGUCCAAACCAGAGAAGGCUAAAGCCAUGGCACUGCUGCUGUACCAGACCUCCGCGACGGCUCUGGCAGAGUUUAAAAGACUAAAGCGGAGGGAUGAUGCUCGGCACCAGCAGCAGCAGCUGAUCGGGGAGCAGACCAUCCCACUGGUGCCUCUCAGAAAGCUACUAAACGGACAGUGUUAUUACAAACCACCGGUGGAGCGCAGCCGCAGCGCCCCCAAGUUGGGUUCUAUCACAGAGGAUUUGGUUGGAGAAGAGGAGGAGGAGAAGUCAAUGCACUUUGAAUGUGAGGACAUUUUGGACAAUGACUGUAAUGGCAAACAAGAGUUGACUCAGAUUAUCAAUGACUUGGGGGAAAUGAGCAUAGGGAACGAUGUACAGUCUCUGAAGGCGGACCUCAGGGUGACCCGACUACUGUCCGGGGAGAGUACAGGCAGUGAAUCCUCUAUAGAAAGCAACCAAGAGCCCCCUCACCUCUCAAAUGGUUAUGAAGAACCUAAGGUCCAGGAAGUCGCCUAAUAAACCUGGGGUAUUUUUAACACGCGCGCACUGGCACGUUAUCUUUGUUGAGCCAAGUUGUUUCCACGAGAAAUAACUCCCUUUGUUAACCAUGUUUUGAGUGUUUGUCUCGUUUGUGCCUCUGAAGUAAAGUAGAAUCUACCACACGCCAUACGCAGCAGACACAUAUUGAGUUUUGGUUCAGAGUUGAUGCACGUGCGUGUAGGACAGGCCAACAAAAUCCCAGCGCGCAUAAGGACGCACUAAAUCCAUCUCUUUUAUUUAAGAGGAUUUGGUGCAGCCUCUGGCUUGUUUACCAACUGUUCCCGCUUCAACAUUUUCUUUUGGUUACCAUGAUCUGAAAACAUUCCGUAUUAUGCACAUUUUUGUUGUAGUUCUUAAAGGCAUCCUUAUUUUUAGGACGCUUUUGUUACAACCAGUUUAUCUGUUGAUUUUGCACUGUUGUGAAAGUAUUCCUUUGGCCACAUUGUUUGUCUGCUAUGUUGUCUGAAACAUAAGUGUCAUAUCUUUGCUGUGCAAAAGACCAAUUAUAAAAAUGUAAAAUAUAAAAGAUACAUUUGUUAUUUUUUAAAGAAGAGAAAAUGUGGUUUGUUUUGUGAACCUCAGAAACAAUAAAAUACAUUUUAUGAAACU
Messenger RNA from Boleophthalmus pectinirostris (great blue-spotted mudskipper), 1742 nucleotides. It is a transcript of the gene fam43a, whose product is annotated as family with sequence similarity 43 member A. Lineage: Eukaryota; Metazoa; Chordata; Actinopteri; Gobiiformes; Gobiidae. The record is from RefSeq and is a predicted model, not a curated record.